AUGGCUCUAUCUAACGGAUCUGGAAGAGCGUCAGGUCCACAUGAUCUCCGGCUGGUGCUGCUGGGUCAGCCUGGAUCAGGGAAAACAACAACAGCGAACGCCAUUCUGGGCAGACACGCUUUUGAAGAGCAGGAGACCACUAGAGGCUCUGUGCAGACGUCAGACGUCGGAGAGAGGAGAGUCUCUUUGAUUGACACCCCGGGGUGUCUGAUGGUUUCCUCUUCAAGCGAUGACCGACCAAGUGGAAAUGAACUGGAGAGGUGUCUGAGCAUGGCUGCUCCAGGACCUCACGCCUUCCUGCUGGUGGUCCCUCUCGGGAAGCCUCUCUCAGAGGGGGACGUGAGAGCUGUGGAGUGGAUCAAACAGAGGCUGGGCGAGGAGGCUCUACGGACGACUGUCGUUUUGUUUACUGGGAGAGAGAAGGUCACGAGACGAGAGUGGGACCACUUCCUGUCACAGCAGGAAGUGCAGGGCCUGAUCAGAAGCUGUGGGGGAGGCUACCACACUGUGAACAGCAAGGCAGAGAUGGAGCCGUGUCAUCUGAUGAAGCUGCUGGAGAAGAUGGACGCUGUGGUGGAGAGGAGUGGAGGGGAACUCUACGCUACUGACAAGUUCCUGGAGGCUCGGAGGAAGGUGAAAGUGGAAGAGGAGGAAACAGAUGGAUAG
This is a messenger RNA of Clupea harengus (Atlantic herring), 666 nucleotides long. Its product is annotated as GTPase IMAP family member 7-like. Lineage: Eukaryota; Metazoa; Chordata; Actinopteri; Clupeiformes; Clupeidae. Bases 1 to 666 code for a protein of 221 amino acids. The record is from RefSeq and is a predicted model, not a curated record. Gene Ontology annotation, molecular function: GTP binding. The transcript has 3 exons.